GACAAAGUUUCUCUGAAGGCAGUGGGAACCGUGCUUUGUAGUCAAACACCUCACCUCCGAGCAUCUUUCCACCAUGUUCAUGUACUUGUGUGGGGGUUAAAGAGGAGAAAAAAAGUAUGAAAUCUUAUAGGGAUCCUGGAAGCAUACUUAAAGGUAGACAUUGAGUUAUUCUACUUAGUACAGCCAACCACCAGUAGAGUAAAUUGCUGAUGGGGAGAUAUUUCUCAGUAGAAGCAACUCUGUCCGCUGGAUUUAUAAUUUGUGGAAAUUACAUGGGGAAAAGAUUGGACAUUGAAAAAAAAAAUUCCCAGGAUUGUUGAAGAUUACUAGAAUACAGGGUGACAGCUAAAGAGAGAGUGGUCCAGCCAACAUCCCUGGGAUUCCUCCCCUAAUCUGGAGUUACGUGGCUGACCUGGUGGAUUAUAUCACCCCCCCUUUUUUCCCCAUACAUUGAAACAAACAAGCACAUAUUAUAAAUACAAGACAUCAUUAUUUGGAUCAGUAAUUUUGCAGUUAUGCACACUGGAAUCAUGUGGAUAACCUACUUGGGAGUUCGAUCCCCACUUUUGGAUUAACGCUGUCAAGAAACAAGGAUAUUCUAUCCUGCCAAAGGUAUGGGUUACUUUGUUGGUAUCUUUUUUUUAAUUAAUUUGAUUUGGGAUUGUGUCUGAAAUCAGGGCAUUGCAAUUUGAGAGCUGGGAGACCUCUCAGUGACUACAAAAAACAUGUGAGCAAGAUCGUUUUUUUUUCCUUGCCUUUUCAAGACUUUUUAUCAAUGACUGAUAAGGACAUUGUUUGGAUCAUACAAAAAAAAAAGUGCUGAGUGGAGAUAACCGACGUCACGCCUGUGGAAUACCGCCAACUUUUUCCAUUGUGUGGAACUAUAAAUCUUGGAUACAACGACAGAAUCAUAAGUGCUUUCGUGGUGAACUGGACUUCUCAUGGACUUUGGUUGUAUUUGAACCGACUGAAAGCAUGGACAGAAACUCCGCCGCGUAUUUUCUACUCAAUUCAAGAAGAUGGAUUACCAUUGAUUGACACUUUUUCAGCAAAUACGACUGCAUAUGCAAAAUAAGGAAUCUCUCAUUUGUGGAAGUUUCCUGACAAAGAGACGAGUCUAGAACCCAGUGACAAUAAAUAGUGCUACACUUCCUUGAAGACGGACCCAUGGAUCUUAUGUUUCUUGGAUGGAUAUGUGGACUUAAUUUAACUAUUCCCAGCAUCUACCAUACCCGAAUUUUAGUUUAAAAAGACAAUCCACCUCAUCUAAAAUCUCCUGCACAGAAGACAAGGAUUACAUUUUUUAAUACAAACAUUGUGGCAUUUUUUUUUACCACCCUCCUCCACACAGCAUUUUUCCCGCUUUUUUUUUUUUUUUUUUGCUCACAAAGUUCUAUCUCCCUGUAUUGUAUUUGGAAUUAUAGGUCAAGUUACCACUCUCAAAAGGACUGCUGAAAGUCGGGAGCGGGCAUAUGAUCACAGCGCUUAUGGUCACCAUGAGCGUGUAGGAAGCAGUUUUGAACGCCAACGGCACUAUGACACAGACUAUUACACGAGAGAGAGGACUCUCAGCUCAUCUGGGAAUGGGUCUGGUACCUCGAUGGGAAGCGGUACAACACUGUCCUCUGGAGUCGGGGGGAUUGUUAAUUCUAUUGCUAGCAACACCGGAACAACGGGAGCGACAGUGUCUGCCACGGGAGGAAAUGGUGGAUCUACAUCCAGCGGGGUCAGCUUCUACCGCUCCCACAGCAGGAGUCCGUGUCGCUUUGAGACACCGGAGCCUCGUUAUGAAUCCCGAUCCAGGGAAGCCUUUACUUUGGCCAGUGUGGUUCACAGGGACCUUUACAGAGAGGACAGGGGGCGGCGCGGCGAGCGCUCGUAUCGACACAGUCGCAGCCGGUCUCCACAUUCGACGCAUUCACGCAACCCUUCUCCUCAGAGACUGGCAUGUCAGGCGAGCAGACCUCCGUGCUCCCACAGCAGGUCAGGUUCUCGCAGCCGAUCCUCCAGUUCCGACUCGGUCAGCAGCACCAGCAGCAGCACCAGUGGCAGUGAUUCCAGCAGUAGCUCAAGCGAUGAGUCUCCAGCACGCUCAGUACAGUCAGCCGCUGUUCCGGCGCCUUCAGCACUUCCUUUAUCAUCCCUUGACAAGGACGAACCGCGUAAAAGUUUCGGCAUCAAGGUCCAAAAUCUUCCUGCGCGUUCUACAGAUACAAGUCUAAAGGAUGGUUUGUUUCAUGAGUUUAAAAAACAUGGAAAGGUCACAUCGGUACAAAUUCAUGGCGCUUCAGAGGCUCGCUACGGGCUUGUUUUUUUCCGCCAGCAAGAAGACCAAGAAAAAGCUCUUGGAGCAUCAAAGGGGAAGCUUUUUUUUGGAAUGCAAAUUGAUGUCACUGCCUGGAACGGUCCAGAGACGGAAAGUGAGAAUGAGUUCCGGCCCUUAGACGAAAGGAUAGACGAGUUUCAUCCAAAGGCCACACGGACAUUAUUUAUUGGGAAUCUGGAGAAGACCACCACAUACCAUGAUCUGCUCAACAUUUUUCAGCGCUUUGGAGAAAUUGUGGAUAUCGACAUUAAGAAAGUGAAUGGAGCCCCACAAUAUGCCUUUCUACAAUAUUGUGACAUUGCAAGUGUCUGCAAAGCCAUAAAGAAGAUGGAUGGAGAGUACCUCGGAAACAACAGACUUAAGUUGGGAUUUGGAAAGAGCAUGCCUACAACAUGUGUCUGGCUUGAUGGAUUAGCAUCAAACACAACGGAGCAGUUUCUUACCCGCCAUUUCUGCCGCUAUGGGCAUGUUGUCAAGGUUGUGUUUGACCGAAUGAAAGCGAUGGCCCUUAUCUUGUAUAACAACAUCGAAUAUGCACAAGCUGCCGUAAAAGACACUAAGGGAUGGAAGAUAGGGGGCACCAAAAUAAAGGUGGACUUUGCCAAUCAGGAGAGCCAGAUGGCUUUCUAUCGUUCAAUGCAAGCAUCUGGCCAGGAUAUUCGAGAUUUUUAUGACAUUCUUUCUGAAAGAAGGGAUGAUCGACGCUCUCAAUAUGAGUUUCAAGCGGAAAGACAAUAUUAUGAAAGUGUACGCACACCGGGGACUUAUGCUGAAGAUCCUCGUCGUAAAUACACAACCAGAAGUCGUGAGUUCUACACCGAAUGGGAUCCAUAUCAAGGAGAUUACUACGAUCCGCAAUACUAUGAAGACGCAAGGGAAUAUCGAGAAUACAGAACCGAUCCAUAUGAGCAAGAUAUUCGUAAAUACACUUAUUUGCAGCGAGAACGUGAGAGGGAGAGGGAACGCUUUGAGACCGACCGUGGUCGUGACCAUGGGAGAAGAACUACUGAACGGAGCCAAAGCCCAACUCUUGUUGCCACUCGUCGCCCCGCAAGCCCCGCAGCAUCCCCUUCCCUCUCCGAAAGGAUACCAAGCGACUUGGAUCGCCAGCUGUGUUGCAGAUCAUCUGAAAGAAGCGGGAGCUGUAGUUCAGUUUCCCCACCCAGAUUUGAAAAACCUGAAAAGGCACGCACAGAACGAUACAAUAAAACUGACAAAUUUGAAAAGGAUCGUGUGCUUGAAGUUGAAAUGGUAAAUUUAGUGGAAAAAGAAAAGCGGACUGGACGUAAAGAUCGCGGGGAUAAGGAUAAAAGUGAAAGACAGCGACUUAAAAAGCUCAAAGUUACUCAACAAAUCAUCCAAACUUGUGAUACGGAGCCUGAAUUUGAUCGACACAUAAACCCCGAGUCUUCCCUUCCAAGUAAAAGUAGUAAAAUUCAGAAAGAUGCCUCGAGUAAAGCCAAGUUAGAUCUUCUGCCAUGCGUGGUGCAGCUAACUCGUGUGAAAGAAAAAGAAGGAAAACUGACUGGCCAUGAAAAACAAAUAUUGAGAGUUGGGAGUGACAGUCCGAGACUGGCAUCACCUUCGGCUGAACAAAGAAGUCCUCACUUCCGCACAGAGUCUACAAAAGGGGACAUCGCCAAACAUGGCAAGGUUGUCAGGGAUAAAAACAUGCAGUGUUUGGUGGAACACAUCGAUAUGGAUAUGACAAUCAAGUCCAAAAAACAUGGAAAAUUGGAAAUUGGUUUUGACAGUGGCAUUUCCUUGGAUUUUGAUCGUUUAGCUGCAAGAAAGAGGCGUUUUGAAGACUCUGGCAAAAAUGAUCGCCAAAAGAGAAUUGGUGAGGAGGACCUUGGUAGAGCAGUACUUCAUAAGCCUUGGAAUAAUAAGGACCCAGACUUCGAUAAGAAUGUUUUCAUAAAAAAGAUGCACAAAAAGGAGCACAAUAAGGAGAAAUCUGUGCAAAUAUUUUCAAUUAACAGUCCCAGUGAGGGACAAGACUGUGAUAACUCCUUAAGUGGUUCCCUUCAGCCGCAGUCCCAGCAAGCAGCACUGCCUGAUGAACUUUCAGGACAAUUACACUCCUCCUACCUAAAGAUGGAAUUAUUGGGUUCAAAAAGUGAAAAUCGCUCCAGUCUCACAAAAACAUCAAGUUAUGGCGCCCUUGAUUUUGCUGAGGACAGCGAGAUUUUGCCUGAAAAGGAACAAAGUGGAAGGAAUGGCAGAGACUCGGAAGAUGAGGAACAGUUUGUACGCAUUGGUCAGAUGUAUACUUUGACAAAACAAAGUGAACAGAGUCGAUGGUUGCAAACCAAGCUCUGUGAUCCGGACAAGCGUGAUAAGGAUGACGCUUCCCCGAGUAAUGAAGCUCAAGACUUUGGAAAGGAUUAUGUCACACAUGAUAUUGGAAAACAAAACCAGGACAUAAACAAUGAUGACCUCACCUCGUAUAAAAGAAAAAGAAAUGAGACUUUUGACUUUGAAAUAGUUACUUCAAAAAAAGAGCCAAACUUUGGAGCUUCCCAAUCAUUAGAUGAGAAUAUGCUGCAGCGUCGAACAUCCACACCAGUUGCCAUCCCAGCAAACAGGGACGAUCAAACCACACAGAUUUCUACAUCAGCGACAAAGAAAGAAAGAAAGUCACCUCUGACAAAAGACGAUUUUUCAAACACAGAGUCAUUAAAAAAUAGUUUGGGCCUGAAAAGUAGACUUUUUCAGACAUCUGAAACAGAGCAAGCAAAGCUGAAGACCUCAUUUCUCGGCUGCAAUGACAACGCGAUGCACCAUUGGGUAGGGAAGAUUUCAUCAGAUUCUCAAAAAAUGGAAAUGACAAGUGAACUUCCAAAACACCAAGCUCUCGGCAAAUGCAUCGGACAGGAUUUAGAACCAGGAGAAGUCCAGUCUGAUUCAGAUGAUGAUGGAGAAAGAAAACCCAUAUCUACGAAGUCCGGUCAUUCCUUGUCGUAUAUUCUCAGGGAACGUGAUGAGAGAGUGACUGAGUUGAAACUUUCUGGUUCAUUGGAAAAGAAUAAAUUUUACUCCUUUGCAUUAGAUAAAACAAUAACCCCUGAUACAAAAGCACUCCUUGAAAGAGCGAAGACGCUGUACUCUUCCCGAGAAGACAACUGGUCCUUUCUUCCAUCUUGCUUCCCAACCACGCACAGCUGCUCGGAUAAAAACAAGGUAGAGUUAGCACCCCGUCCGAUCCCUUCUUGGUAUAUGAAGAAGAAGAAGAGCCGUGCAAGUUGUGAUGAAAACCUGCAUGACAAAAAAGAGGAAUUUAAGCCUCAGGAUCAAGAACGUCAGGAAUUGUUUGCCUCCCGCUUCCUUCAUAGCUCCAUCUUUGAACAGGAUUCUCGCCGUUUACAGCACCUUGAGCGUAAAGAGCAACAUUGCGAAACUGGAAGUGAGAGGAAUGUUCCAAAUCCAGGGGCUCCUCGUGUACAGACGGAAUCUGAAAAUGGUGAUGUUCCACGUGAGCCCAUAGUCCUGUUUCGCAGUCGGUUUUUGGAGCUUCAACAGCAAAGGGACAAGGACUACUGUCCACUUGAACCUGAGAAUGAUUCAGCUGGAGUGGAGCUUAAACAUAAUUAUAUGCCAUGUUGUGAUGAUGUGCUCUCUGAUGAUAAGACCACUAAUAUGCCAUCGAAGCUUGAUGAAAAAUCACUCGGUCCGCAUUUGACUCUCAUAUCUGUUUCCCCAUCUCUUCCCUGCCUUAAAGACAUGUCGCCACCUGAAAAGAAAGAAAUGUUCUCACCAUCAAUUGAUGAACUUGUGUCAAGUCAACAAGAAGACAGUGGCGAGCCGGUUCUGGAGAUAGCUCUAUCUCCUCCUGUUCUGGAAAUCUUGAAACCUCUCACUCCUAAACUAACUAUAACCCCUCCGCUUUUACUUUCAGAGCAAGAAAAUGAAGUAGAAACAAAAAUAGAGUUAAUUGAACCUAAAGUAGAACUCGGUGACAGUUUGUCAAUGGAACAGAAUCAUCGUGUUGAGAUUAAGCCUCCAACCCCUGGGAGUUCUGUGAGUACUUUAGAACGGGUGAAUACAGGUCCCUCAGAUACCCGCUUAGAGUGUACAAAGAUGAAAGACGAAUGUGAUGACAAAACCAAAUUUAAAACAGAAACUCAGGAAGCACACCAUUGUGAGAACUCAAAGGUAACAGAACCAGACAGUGAAGUUUGUAUGCCGGAGCUGGAGGUUGAAAAACCAGUACCAAACCGAAGACAGCCGAAGAACAAGAAGGCAAAACCACUGUCCAUGUUACGCACAACAAAGCCUCCCCCAAAAGAUAAACCUGCAACACGAAAGAGUGAACGUAUCGAUAGAGAGAAACUGAAAAGGGGCUCAUCUUCCAGAGCGGAAGCACCGAAAGGAGCGGUGGAACAUAAAACCACAUCAAAAUCCCCAAUGAAUGCAUCAGAUUCUGAACAAAACCUUGAGUCUACUUUGGUUCAUGGCAGAACACGUCGAAGGAACGUGAGGUCAGUCUACGCCACUGUACAUGAGGGAGAACAGCCUGCCAAAGAGACAGUUGAGCCAUCACGAACAAUGCGCAAACGUAGUACUGACAAAGAACCAAUACAGCAAGAUACUCAAAUUCCAAGUACAAAUCCCAGAAGAGGACGCCCGCCUAAAAAAGGUGUCAAACCAAAAGUGGACAAUACAAUGCUAGUAAAGGUGGAUCAGCAGAAAACAAAGGAUGAUAGCACUGAGGCUGGUGAAAACUCAACUACGCUGGAAGUUGUAAAAUCAACCGAGGGAUGGCGUUCUCCCAGGACGCAGAAAACGCAUCAAACUUCAUCAGCUCUGGUUAGUAAAAAAGUCAGCAGAUUGGACAAACAGUGUGGCGGCACGACUGUUCUUGUUGAACUAACUGAUAUGACAAGCAUCGAUGAAUCAGAGCUGAAACCUAAAGACUGCAAUCUACUUGGAAAGUUACCAGAAAAAAUAGACACAAAUUUGCAAAUUCACCUGAAAGAAAAAGACUCUGCCCCCACAUCUGCUGCACCCACUGAUGGUGAUGUUGACAACAUGAGUGUAACAGACAAGAAACACCCUGACAAGAGCGUCAAAAUGAAAACACAAAGGUUGAAACGAAAUGCCAAGCAGGUCAUUGAAGAUAAGUCUCACACCUUAAGAAAUCUUGAAAUCCGUGUCAGCGUUGAUGAUGUGAAAGGUUUGCUUUGCUCUGAGAAUGAUGACUCUGAGUCGUUUGAAGCCAGCAUCAAGAAAACCAAGACAUUAGCAGAGAAAGAGGAAUCAAACAUAAUUUGCUUUCCAAAACAGUCAAAGGAGCUUAACGUGCAAAACAGUGACGACACUCUCUCUGAACCUGUGCUUCCACCUGCUGAUCUCCUAGCACAUCAAAUGGAACUAGAGCAGGCGGUUGAAAAUAUUGCUAAACUUACAGUAGAGCAACCACCUCGACCAUAUAAGGAGACAGCUUCGGCACAACCCCCCGCACUGCCUCCUGCAGUGUCAGAGCCGCAAGGUGAGGAAGAGGAAAAGCGAACCAACCCUUCAAGUGAAACGGAACUUGCAGCUGCUAUCGAUUCCAUCACAGCCGAAGAAGCGAGCACAGAUGCAGAUGGCUUCACAGCUCCUCCGUCUUUCACAGCUUUAAUUCCCACACCCGAUUCACUGCUGUCUGCCUCCUCCGGUGAGAUGGCGGAACCCGGAACACACAUGGUUCGCAAUAACAUUCAUGCUGCUGACUCAGAUGAUGGUGUUUCAACAGGUGGUCCAAAGGGUCUAACAGCAAAAUCUAAGACUACUGAGGAUCCCCCACUCCCAGAUACACCCAAGAAAAUUGGAAAAGUCAGGGCCAAAACCCAGAAAAAGUCAAGAAUUCGUAAAUGUGCAGUAAACAAAAAAGAUGAAUCUUCUGAAGUGGUGAUGCAUCCUGAGCCCUCUCUGAAACUACCCGAGUCAAUCCCAGAGGACCCCGAAAUCAUAAAUUCCAAGGCAGCAGUUAUUACAACUGGGACGACGGUAGCAGGAUCUGUGGUCACAGCCGUUGCUACAUGUCGACGUGACGUUACAAGCGCUUUAACAUUAGGCACACCCAAAGAGGCAGAACAACCUGAAGUUGAACAGCCAGUUCCUAAAGAAUCAGCCUUUCAUUCAGAUUCAAGCGCCAUCUCCAAUUGCAAAAAGCAUCUGCAAGCAGCGGAGCCAUCUUCCUCGAGUCUUACCCCUGCACCUGCCCGAAUUCAACCAUUGUCCCCUUCAGGUGUGCCUUUAAUACGACCUGCCAAAAUUCCACUUUCACCAAGCUGGCCUCAAACUGAAGAAAGUAGAAUUUUUGUCGCCCCACCAUGCAAUGUAAAAGUGGUAGCUUCCUCUGUGCCAGCAUCAACUUCGCUUGGACCCUCUUCAAUCAAUCCCCCAAUGCCUCCUGAUACUAAGGCUUCGGAUAUUGAUUCCAGUUCCAGUACCUUAAGAAAAAUCCUAAUGGAACCUAAAUAUGUGUCUGCAUCAAACAGUAAUUCUAUACCCAACACGAUGGUGACAUCUACCCUGUCAGAGACUUUACAGAUGUCAGAAAAUGAAAAUCCCUCUGUUGCUGUGGGUCAAAAGCAUGUGGAGGAGAGAUUGUCUUUCCACCCUCAGUCUAUACAUCACAAACCUCCACAGACAGAGUCCCAUAAGAAUUGUGGUGAGAACACCCAAAAUACUGUCAUUUCCCCUGCGACCUCAGUAAUAAGUCGUAUUCCAAUACCUUACGAUACAGACGAAACUCCACGGAUUUCCCUUAGUAGUCGAAGCAUGUGUCAGUCUUUGCCCAAACAAAAAUUCAAAGUAAACUUGAAUGAGAAUAGUCGAUACCAUGGUCUAGAUAUGGUUGAAGAUGCAACUAGAGGACGCUCUGUUGUGGAGACCACCCGCUCACUCCCUGGCCUUAGAGUAAAUACAUCCGAAGGUGUUGUUGUACUGAGUUAUUCAGGACCGAAGACAGAAGGACCCCACAGAAUGAGAGCCAAAAUAAGUCAAAUUCCUCAAGCCAGUGCGGGAGACAUGGAGUUUCAGCAUUCCGUGCCUAAAUCUCACACAAAACAAGACCCCAUCGUAGCGUCGCCCCAGUCACUCAACAUAAAAUCGCCCCUAAGUUCAUCCGCUUAUGGGCGUACCGGGGUUCUUUUGAGCAAUCAGUCUUACAACUCUCAACCUGUCUUUUCUAGCACCAAGCAGAGCAGUCGAGGAUGUGACAAGCCUGACGUUUUAUAUCAUACAGCAUCGCCGGGCAGUGUCGUUAAAAUGUUUCCGCAGCCAGUUUCUUCUCCUCCAGUCUUAGUGUACAACCAAGCUGUGAUACAACAACAACAUGGAAAAAGAGCGGGAACAGAGGCGCUACCAAAAAAGUUGGAUAUAGGCAAAUCUGUCCCACAGGCUAACCUUAACCCUGUCAAGAGUUCUCAUCAUCCCUUGCAAUCUGCAUCGCGUAUUAGCUCCACCACCGGCCCUCCAAUUGAUUGCUCAGCUCUACACCUAAAACAAGAUCCUCAGUCCCCACAAAAUGUUCACCCCCCCUCAACUUUUGGCAAAGCCUGUACUCCUAGCACUUCGCCAGGAACCUCAGUGGUCAUGGGCCACGUCAUGUCAGUACCUGCUUACAGUUCCACUGUGCACCACCCGCACUCAGAACAGUCUUCUGUCAUAAUGCAACCUCAAAGUGUCACCCAAUCCGUUCCACACGAAACCAGCCUGAGUGGGGCGCCCAUGCCUGCUAUAAACUAUGGAAGGCGAAGUAAUUCUCUGACCUCUCUGCAACACUCAGGCAUCACUCAGUCUGUUGUCAUCAGGCAGUCUCAUUCAACUUCCCAAGGGUCAUUGUCAAGCGGCGGUGGAACUGACGAGGACUCCAGACCGUUUAACCAAGCACUUAGCAGACAUUCCGUGCCACAGCUCAAAUCAGAUAGCAUGAUCCUUCAGAGUGAUCGCAGACAACGCCACCCAAGCUUGUGUAUUGACCAGUAUAGAGACAUGCACCAGCACAUCCUCACACAUCAGCAACUGGGAGAGCAGGUCAGCGUUGAAACAAGACACACUUCAGAUCCUGGGACAACCUUGUCCAGCAACAUGUCCGGGCCUUCUCAGUGUCCCAUUGUGAGGAAGAGCAGUGAGGUUUCAAGAAAAGAAUCCCACCAACCAAUAGAAGGACAGCUCAUCCAUUCACCCAACAAUGAAAGUAGAAUAAGACAGGUCCACUCAUCUAGUCCUGUCAUGGUGUCUCCUCACGCACAUGGGAUCCAGUUGGUGCAUCUGGGAAGUGGUGCCUCAUUUUCAGUGUAUCGUGAACCCCGGGGUUUCCCGACACAAUUAACUGGACAUCCUUCAUCAGGACACGGCCUGGUGAACCAAGGCGGCACAUCUUCACAGAUUCCUCUAGAACCGGAACUGGGUCACAGGUGUAAAAUACCCCAGUCGCUUGUGGGAGUAAGUGACCUCAAGCCAGACAGUCCUCACCUCCGCCAUUCUACCUCUUCUGACAUCCUGCACAUGUCCCGGAUACCACGGGAGGGAGCCUCACCCUCGUACCAGUCUCCAAUGAAUCACAAGCCAGAUUUAUCGCCACAGAAAGGCCCCCCAUGUUUCCUGACAACACCUCUGCCUGUAGUACCCACAUCAAGCUCACUGCAGCCACGGCCUGAUGCCAAGACGGAACAUUCAGGGCACCACUCUGUUGACAUGGUGCAGCUUUUGACGAAGUAUCCCAUCAUGUGGCAGGGUCUCUUGGCACUGAAGAACGACCAGGCUGCCGUCCAGUUGCACUUUGUCUCUGGCAACACUUUACUAGCUCAACGCUCGCUUCCGCCCCCAGAGGGAGGUCCUCUUCUUCGCAUUGUUCAGAGGAUGAGGCUAGAAGCUUCUCAACUGGACAGUGUGACGCGUCGAAUGACCGUAGACAAUGACUACUGCUUGCUGCUGGCUCUGCCGUGUGGACGGGACCAAGAUGAUGUCCUCGGUCAAACGCAGGCCUUGAAAAGUGGCUUCAUCACUUAUCUGCAAGCCAAACAGGCAGCUGGAAUCAUCAAUGUGCCCAACCCUGGAUCCAACCAGCCAGCUUAUGUGGUGCAGAUCUUCCCACCGUGCGACUUCUCCGAGAGCCACCUGUCCCGUCUGGCCCCGGACCUUCUCGACAGCAUCUCCAGUAUUUCACCUCACCUCAUGAUCGUCAUCGCCUCCGUUUGAUUACCUCCCUUUUUGCUUUUGUUCUCAACAACACCAGCCGUUUUGGACUUUUCCACUUUUGUAAACUGGAAUUGCCUCAUAUUUUUUAUGACUUUUUGAAAAAUCUCAAUUAAGCAUUUAAUCUUUUUUUGUGUUGGAUCACUUCACCAAGUCCUUAAUUCACUGAGUGGCGUUGAAGUCCAUGUACAGGACCGAAAAGGAUUUUUAAGACCAUUUCUGGUCGAAUAUGUCAAUUUUAAGGUGUUGUACAAAGCUUUUGGAUUUUUUGCCUCUUUCGGGUUUUUUUGUUUUUUAAACAGAGAUCAGAGGAGUCAUUGCACUAUGUAAAAGAAAAACUGUGAAGUGUGUACAGAUUUGAGUGCCGUGUUAUCGUGUAAAGGAAGAUGGUGACUCAUUUCAGCUGUUUGGUUGCGUUCCCUGCAGCUUGUGUGUGUGGGAGGGGGCUCUUUAAUGUUGUACAGUUUACAAUCAGAACCUCAUCAAGGGGACUCCAGAUUCAUAUUGCUUUGCAGCAUUUUGUUGUUUUAAGUGGGUCAUUGUGCAAGUGUAAAUAUGAGGACAUAUUUAAAGACUGAUGCAAUGUUUAGAGACCAAUGUAUUAUAUUACAUGGAGCCAGAUCCUCAAUGAUACACUUUUCUUUCGAAAAAGAGGAGGGAGUUGAUGUACUGACAAAUAUAUUUUGAAUUAUGUGCCAAAAUGUUUGUGCUCUACAUAAACUAUUUUAAUAUGUGACUUUGUAUUGUGUCCAAUGACGGGCACAUUUGAUUGCUUUUUUGAGGAAAGGAAUGUAGGAGAUUUUGCUUUUACCUUUCUGUUUUUGCUGCUGUUUUUUUUUUCUUUGGUCUCCUGCUGCUCCCUGCUGUGUGAAUAUCACCCCUUCUAAAUGUGAGGCCUGUGUCCUAAAAGUCAAGCUUCAUUGCAGAUGCGCUUUUUUUGAGCUCUUUAAAGAGUAAGUCCUAAAAGACAACGAAUGUGAUUUGAACUUGACUUCAUGCCGCUAUUGGAUGUGUUUACUGUGUCGCUGUACAGGUUGUAAAUAUGUCGGUCCUUAAUGUGUGCUCAUUUUAUUAGUCUGUCCGUCAGGGUCAUUUUUUCUUUUGUGCAACAAAACAAAGCAGCGUGAAAGCAACUGGAUAAUGUUAAUUCUAACAUUAUUAGACAACUUCAGUUUCCCCCUUUUUAAUGCCUGGUACAACUAAAGGUAGAGUUGUUUGACAACAAAAAUAACAAAAAUAGCUCAUAAGAGUAAACAUUAUUUGCCAAUACAAUGAUAUAGUUAUUCAUGUAAAAAGUUUUGGAAGUUGCCAAGUAUCAUCUCUUAAAUUAAACUCUUAUGAGCUACUUAUGUUGUCAUUAUAUCUGUCCAAACAAACGUAGCUUUAGUUGUUUCAGGCAUUAAAGUGAUAUAUAAAUGUAUAUAUUCAUGAACAGAAUGUGAGUGUGAAUGGUUGUUUGUCUAUAUGUGCCCUGUGAUUGGCUGCGACCAGUCCAGGGUGUUACCCCGCCUGUCGCCCGAAGACAGCUGGGAUAGGCUCCAGCACCCUCGCGACCCUCAUGAGGAUAAGAGGUAGAAAAUGAAUGAAUGAAUAUUCAUGAACAUGUUUGUUUUGUUUUAUGGCACGGGUUUUUGAUGACUGCAGACAGAAUACGAUCAUUAUUUGAAGGCACUUACCUUUUUUUAAGAAACUGAUAUGGAAGUCUUUUUUGAUCAAUCAUAAUUUGGGUGUACUUUUUGCUGCUCCUCCAUGAGGACAUUUUUAACUGUAAAAUAAUUUUGUUGUUAAACUUUCUUCUGAAGAUCAUUAAAUG
Molecule: messenger RNA, 13328 nt
Organism: Doryrhamphus excisus (bluestripe pipefish)
Lineage: Eukaryota; Metazoa; Chordata; Actinopteri; Syngnathiformes; Syngnathidae
Source: RefSeq, a predicted model, not a curated record